AUGGCCGCUAAGUCGGAUGGAGCAGCGGUGUCUGUGGAAGAUGACAACACGCCCAGGAGCCUGUCGGAACCGGGGCUCCCCGCAGCCCGGCCCCGGUGCACGGCUGCCGGGGGGAAGCCCUACACGGUGCUGGACUGCUGCUGGGUGCUGUGCGCGCUGCUCGUCUUCUUCUCCGACGGCGCCACCGACCUGUGGCUGGCCGCAGACUACUACCUGAGAGGCGACUACUGGUGGUUCGGCUUGACGCUCGUCUUCGUCGUGGUGCCGUCCGCCGUGGUCCAGGUGCUGAGUUUCAGGUGGUUCGUGUAUGACUACUCGGAUCUGAGCGGCGGGGAUGGAGCGGCGAGCGGCAGCGGUAGCGGCAGCGGUGCGGUGGCGGCAGGCGCGGCAGGCGGAGCGGCCGCGGCAGGCGACAGCACUUUAAGCACCAAGGACAGCGACCAGAGCGGAGGGAGCGCGGCGGCGGUGGGGAACGCUAAUGUUGCCCCGGUGUACACGUCCUCCGGGCCGCCUGCACCUGCGGGGAGAGUCGGGAACCCCCCGAGGUGCUGCACCGUCUGCAUGUGGGUCUUUCAAACCGUACUCCACGUCCUGCAGCUCGGCCAAGUGUGGAGGUAUAUCCACGCCCUCUACCUGGGUGCUCAGAGCCGUUGGCAUAGCAACAAGCCCCGUCGCCAUUUCCACUGGAGGCUGAUGUUUGAGAGCGCUGACAUCACCAUGCUCCGCCUCCUGGAGGCGUUCCUGAAGUCGGCACCGCAGCUCGUCCUGCAGCUGAGCAUCAUGAUCCACGGAAACGCCGUCCUGCCGCUGCAAGGUCUCUCAGCCUCGGCGUCCCUGGUCUCUCUGGCCUGGAUGAUCGCCUCCUACCAGAAGGUUCUGCGGGACUCUCGUGACGAUAAGCUGCCCAUGUCCUACAAAGCCGUGAUCGCGCAGAUGCUGUGGCACUUCUUCACCAUCGGGGCCAGGACCGUGGCCUUCGCCCUGUUCGCCUCCGUCUUCCAGCUCUACUUCGGCAUUUUCAUCGUCAGCCACUGGUGUGUGAUGACGUUCUGGAUCAUUCAGGGAGAGACGGACUUCUGCAUGUCGAAGUGGGAGGAGAUCAUCUACAAUAUGGUGGUGGGCAUCAUCUACAUCUUCUGCUGGUUCAACGUUAAAGAAGGCCCGAGCCGGUUCCGGAUGACCGUCUACUACUCUGUGACGCUGGCCGAGAACGUGGCGCUGACCGCCGCCUGGUACACCUACCGCGGCUCCCACGCCUCCGACUCCUCGGCCCUGGUGGUGGUCUGCCUGGUGGCCUGCAGCUUCGCCCUGGGGACCUUCUUCAUGCUGGUGUACUACUGCUGGCUGCACCCGGACGGGCCCGUUCUGGGCUCGCAGUGGGCCGGCUGUGUGGACGAGGGCGUGGUGGGGGCAGGAGGGGUGGCGGGAGUGAUCGACGCCUGCCUCACGCCGUCCCAAGGCUCCCAGACGGACAUGGUCAUCACGAGUCCACCCAGGACUCUGCCCAGGACUAAAGACCCCGGGGAUCCGGUUCCUGGGGAGCGAGACAGGGAACGGGACAGGGACAGCGUCCUGCCGGUGUUCCAGGUGCGUCCCUCCCCUUCCUCCUCUCCGGCGCUCCUCCACAGGACCUCCUCCUCGUCCCGUGCUCAGGAGGGCCCCGUGAUCCGGAUCGACCUCCCCAGAAAGAGAUACCCGGCCUGGGACGCGCACUUUAUCGAUCGACGUCUCCGCAAGACCAUCCUGCUUCUGGAAACCACAUCAGCAGUGAGUCCAAGGAUCCAGUACAGGAGCAGCAUGAUGGGCAGCAAAGAGGUGUUAGAAUACGAAACGACUGUGUGAGCCGACGGGGCUCUGAAACCUCAACGCGCAGUCUGAGACCAAGGCCCAGUCCAGGACUCUCUAACCCGCCAGGAGAAACGUGGACAGGAGACAUGAAGCAACACUUUUUAAGAAAAAGGUUGUUCAAAUGUGAUUGUAAAAUGUGAAGCGCAAUCUGGGACCCAGGCUCUCCCCUUAGGACUCGGUCCAGGAGUCAGUAGCAUGAACGAGCCACGGGACGUGAACAGAGUAACACUGAACUGGGAUAAUCCUCGACUUUUCUAAAAGCUCGGAGCUGAGAAUCUAAUCUUUCAUCCUGGGACCAAGGAGUGUUAGAUGUAGUUUCACGGUCAGUAAGAGAGGUAAAUGAAUUAAAAAAGCAGCAGAGUUUGAUUUGGAUUUAGGAGUGCGGUGCAUGAAUUUGAGCCUCGGACUCUGGAGACCAAACAGAGACUUACUGAGAGAUAUUUAGGGACAGAAUGCUGGGAAUUUCAGUGGACAUGUGGUCAUUCGGUUAAAAAAAAAAAAAAAAAAAAAUCUGUCAGAGUAUGGUGACUCAUUACCCGUGACAUGUUGGUUUAUGAUGAGACAUCCGGAGGUCUGGGUUCAAACUGGGCUGAAUUUGGAUGAAAAGUUGUUUUUUAGUCAGAAAUCAGUUGAGUAUUUCUGUAUGACGCACGACGUAACUACAGUAUGAAAUAUAUGAAUAAAAUGUGAAUGAAACAUGUUUAUAUUUACCCUAGUUGUCUCACUUCUCGACUAAAUUCAGCACAGAUUGAACCCUUUAUAGUGAAAGAAACACUGUCGGUGACUUCGAACGGUUUACAGAAGACAGAAAAUAACUCAAUUGUAGUCCAGUCCAUGCUUACAGAAGGUUGCAUGUCCCGUCAAAAUGUAUGAAAACAGUCUCCUGAGCAUUCUCUUCAUGGUGUCCGAUGAAAAACAGAAUUUACGGGACCUGGCUAACAUGUGACCUCGGCUCCGUAAUGGAUCAUAUGAAGAAACGCCGGGCCUAACAGCAACAUUCACAUGUUCUACAGAAAACAGCCAUAGAAAAACAACCUAAAAUGCUCUCAAAUUUCCCAGUAGAGUGCUUAAGUCCUACCCCUUCCACAAGAGAAAAACUGUUUUAUUCUGUUGAAAUCGCACCAAUAUUUACACAUAUGUGUGUCAACUUAAAAA
Molecule: messenger RNA, 3003 nt
Organism: Sphaeramia orbicularis (orbiculate cardinalfish)
Lineage: Eukaryota; Metazoa; Chordata; Actinopteri; Kurtiformes; Apogonidae
Product: XK-related protein 7-like
Exons: 4
Coding region: 1-1842 (613 amino acids)
Biological process (GO): phosphatidylserine exposure on apoptotic cell surface; apoptotic process involved in development; engulfment of apoptotic cell
Cellular component (GO): plasma membrane
Source: RefSeq, a predicted model, not a curated record